Messenger RNA from Caenorhabditis sp. 36 PRJEB53466, 1605 nucleotides. The record is from the annotation of a GenBank genome assembly. Lineage: Eukaryota; Metazoa; Nematoda; Chromadorea; Rhabditida; Rhabditidae.
AUGCCAAUUGUGAACGUAAAAUGGCAAAAGGAGAAGUAUGUGGUCGAGGUGGACACCAGUGUUCCACCAAACGUUUUCAAAACGCAGCUCUUCACGCUCACUCAAGUGCUCCCUGAGCGACAGAAAGUCGUGGUGGCCGGCCGAACUCUCGGAGAUGAGACAUGGGAAGGCAUCAAUGUCAAGGAAAACAUGAUGAUCAUGAUGAUGGGAUCGUGAGUUCGAAUUUUAAUAUUUUCAUGCGAAAAACAACGCAUUUAGGACCGGCGAUAUCCCGAAGGCACCUACGGUUCUCGAGGCGAAAAAGCAACACAGAGAGGAGCAAGCUGAAGAGAUUGCUAAUCUGUACCCGUGCGGACUCGCGAACCUUGGAAACACUUGUUAUUUCAACUCCUGUGUGCAGGUGCUGAAAGAGCUCAACGAGUUAGUUCUGAAGCCGGCCGAGGAGUUUAAGAUUCGUGAGCAGAACGACCGUCUCUGUCACAAUAUCAGCCAACUGCUCAAUACGCUCCGAAACAAGGACGAAGCACUUCGCAACAAGGGAGAUGCUAUCAAGCCGUUCGCCUCUGUCAUGGUAACGAUUUUUCGCUUGUAGUUUCCUGAACUCAUAUUCAACUUCGAAUUUAUUCAGAGCCUCUCCGAUUCGUACCCGCAGUUCGAAAAGUUCAAGCAGCAGGACGCAAACGAAUGUUUUGUCGCCAUCCUCAACAAUAUCACUAGAUAUUACGGAUUGGCCGGGUAUCCGAUCGAAAAAUUAUUCAAAGUGAACACGGAAACGACGGCCAAGUGCCUUGAGUCGGAUGACGUUGCCGAGAAGAAAACGGAGUCGCACAAUCAGCUCACGUGCUACGUCAACCAGGACGUCCGAUUUCUGCAGACGGGAGUGAAGGCUGGAUUUGAAGAGGAAAUGACUCGGCACAGUGAGACGCUCGGCCGUGAUGCUAAAUGGCAAAAGCACACGCAGAUCUCACGCCUUCCGAAGUAUCUCACCUUCAACAUCAACCGGUUCUUUUUCAAAGAGUCUUCGAAGACUAAUGCCAAGAUCCUGAAGUCUAUUCAGUUCCCGCUGGCUCUCGACACAUACGACUUGUGCACCCAAGAGCUCAAGGACAAGCUGACGAUCCAUCGUGCUGAUAUCAAGGCGGAAGAGGACGCCAAGCUCGAAAGAGAGCUGCGGAAAAAAGUGCUCGACAAGGAGCAGGGUGAGAAGAUCUUCGACGACGGAGUCGCUCUGCCAACGGAGUUUGAAGAUGACCCGGGAUCGAACAACUCCGGGUUUUACGAGUUGAGAGUGGGUUUCUUGUCUCUAUUCGGGCCAUAACAUGUUUAUAUCAGGGCAUCAUCACUCACAAGGGACGCUCAUCGCAGGAUGGCCACUACGUGGCCUGGAUUCGUUCGACGGAGGACAACAAGUGGCGAUUGUUCGACGAUGAGAACGUGACUCUCGUCGACGAGGAGGCUGUCCUGAAGACGUCUGGCGGAGGAGACUGGCACAGCGCCUACGUCCUGCUCUACGAGGCCCGCGUCAUCAAGAAGUAUCCGGAGCUGCCGCCGGCGCCAGUGCCUUCUGAGGCCGCUGCCACUGUCGAGGAGCCGAUGGAGGUGUAA